AUGACACCGACAACGCACCUCCGCUGUUUGAGGUAUUUGACCCUCCUCGGCGCGGAUAUCACAGCUUUAACGUCCGGGUCUGAUACUCUGUUCAUUGGAACUUCGGUUGGGAUCGUACAUGUGAUCAAUUCGGCGUUCAAGAUUGUCAGGUCGUUUCCGACGUACGAGAAUGACUCCGAACAUGUGGGGAGUAUUCGGCAUAUCAAGCAGGUGGAAGGAACGAAAUUACUUGUUACGGUUAGCGAGGACUUGAGCACCGAGCCCGUGCUGAAGGUGUGGGCUUUAGAUAAGACGGAGAGGAAGACGGGGUCACCGCGGUGCCAGAGCACAGUUACAAUUCAGAAUGGUCGACGACAGUUUCCAAUAUCUGCGUUCGCUACUACGCCUUCGCUGUCGCUUGUCGCUGUCGGGUUCGCUAACGGGUCUAUUGUACUGAUCCGAGGUGACCUGAUCCAUGAUCGCGGUUCUAAGCAGAGGAUCAUCUUCGAGUCUGAGGAACCUAUCACAAACUUGUGCUUCUCGCCACCACCAACGACUCCGGGUGCUCAUGCUCAUCAAGGGGGGUUCGGCCCCUACCGCCACACACCCGCCCCUGAUGGCGGGGAUACUUUGUAUGUUUCAACUAUUGGCCGUAUAUUGACACUGGUUACGGCCGGUAAGGGGACUGGCCAACCGAGGGUGCUAGAAUCACAGGGGUGUGGGCCAGGGUGUAUGAAGCCUGCCAUCGAUUUCUCGUCUGAGGAAAAGGGCCUUGCCGGGGAGGGAAGUGACAUCGUGGUAGCGAGGGACGAUGCAAUAUACUUCUAUGGGCCUAAUGGGAGAGGUGCGUGUUAUGCAUAUGAGGGGCCGAAGGAAAUGGUGCACAUCUUCAAGAAUUAUGUGGCCUUAGUCUCCCCGCCAGCUUCGCAACCUUCUACUGCACCCAGGUCCGGCGGGAUGACAGGGACACUGAAGAGGCUUGUGGGGAGGGGUGUGGCGGCAGCAGUUACCGAAGAUCCGUUCGAUGUAACAAAGUUUACUCUUCUGGACACAGAACUGAAGUUCGUGGCACACUCGGAGAGAUUAAUUUCUGGUGUCAAGCAGGUGUUUGGCACAUGGGGUGAUUUGUUUGUUUUGACAUUCGACGGGAAGGUUCAUCGAUAUCACGAAGUUAGCUUACAGGAGAAGUUGGGUAUUCUGUACGCUAGAAACCUUUAUAUCCCCGCCAUCAAUUUGGCGCAGAAGGCUGGAGUUGGGGAGGCGAAAUUACGGGCGAUAUACAGGCGAUAUGCCGACUACCUGUAUGGCAAAGGAGACUGGGAUGGGUCCAUGCAGUGGUAUAUCAAAGCUAUUGGUAAAUCGAACGAGGAGGGUGUCAGUACUGUCAUACGAAAGUUCUUGGAUACCCAGCGGAUUCACAACCUCAUUGAAUAUUUGGAAGAGUUACAUAUGCAUGAUAUUGCAACGUCGGAUCAUACAACGUUGCUCUUAAAUUGCUACGCUAAACUUAAGGAUAUUGGGAAGUUGGAAAAGUUUAUUAAGGUGUCUUCUGGUGAGGGCUUGAGGUUUGACGUUGAUACUGCUAUCGCUAUGUGCAGACAAGCCGGCUACCACGAGCAGGCCGUAUACCUGGCCGAGAGACAGGAUGAACAUGAGGUUGUCGUUGGAAUCCUUGUGGAGAAUCUGGGGAAGGUGGAUGAGGCACUAGGGUACACGAAAAGACUGGAGCCUGAUAUCGCAUACUCCAGUUUGAUGAGGUAUGCAAGGACCUUCUUGCGAGAAGUCCCACAACAGACUACCGACUUCUUCAUUGACGCUUCGCCGAAGAAGAUCUCAGACUCGGCUGCUGGGGAGGGGGGUGCCGUCCCAUUAGACCUUCCAGCGCCUUAUAAGCCUCCGAGGCCCAGAACCGCGUUUUCGUCGUUUGUCGAUCAUCCGAAGGAGUUUGUGGAGUUCUUAGAGGAUGUUCUGGAGACGGCUCGUGAGGGUGUGCUUAGUGAAGGGGAUCGAGCGGAUAUAUAUACGACAUUGUUUGAGAUGUACCUUCAGCGGGCUAAUGAAGCUAAGACUCGGGAGGAGAAGCAGCAAUGGGAAACCAAGGCGAAAGGUAUUAUUGAGGAUAAAGAGACUUUGGUAGAUACAUCUAACGUCCUUUUGCUCUCCCACCUCUCGAACUUCCGAGAUGGGACUGUAUUGGUUCGUGAGAAGCAAGGUUUGCGCUUUGAUAUAUUCAGAUCCUGCUGUUCAGCUGGAGAUACUGCUGGUGCUGUCCGCGCAUUGAAAAAGUAUGGGGCGGAAGAACCACAACUAUACGUUGCAGCAUUAUCAUACUUCACAAGUAGCCCCAGAGUUCUUGCCGAUGCCGGAGAAGAGGAAUUGCAGUGGGUGCUCAAAGUCAUUGAUGAGCAAGGUUUGAUGAAGCCUCUGCAGGUGGUACAAACGCUAAGCACCAAUGCCGUCGCCACGGUCGGCAUGGUGAAACGCUACCUCGGAGACACCAUCGAGAAAGAAAGACGCGAGAUCGAAAGUAAUCGCCGGAUGAUUGAGUCCUACAAAACCGAGACGGAGAAGAAAAAGGCCGAAAUUGAAGACCUUGGCUCAAAGCCCAGCGUCUUCCAAUCCCAACGCUGUCUCGCUUGCGGCCUCCAACUAGAACUCCCAACAGUGCACUUCCUUUGUAAACACUCCUUCCACCAACGAUGUCUCAACAAUGUCGACGACAACCCAGAAUGCCCGACUUGCUCGGCUUCGAAUCAGACCAUCCGCACGCUUAGAAAGGCUCAGGAUGAGUAUGUGGAUCGCCACGAGUACUUCAAUUCGCAGUUGCAAGAGUCGAGGGAUAAGUUUGGCACUGUCAGCGAGUUUUUCGGGAAGGGGGUCAUGGCGCCGCCGCCGGUGUUUAAUUGACACUCAUUGGACGGGGUUAUUAUUUUAUGGCAAAUAUGACGAUGCUUUUUUCUCUCUCCUUGCUUUGCUUUUUUCUUCUUUUUUCUCGCUUCUUAUAUCAUAGGUAGAAAUUGGAGUGGAGUUUCUAAAAGGAGUUCCGUUGGUUGGGGGUGGUGGGUGGCCUUGUGCAGUUGUGAGGUCUGGGAUGUUCUUAAAUUGGUAUGAUAUUAUACGCACAGUGC
Tuber melanosporum (Perigord truffle) is the source of this 3107-nucleotide messenger RNA. RefSeq lists its product as uncharacterized. Bases 1 to 2886 code for a protein of 961 amino acids. The transcript has 7 exons. Gene Ontology annotation, cellular component: endosome; HOPS complex. The record is from RefSeq and is a predicted model, not a curated record. Gene Ontology annotation, molecular function: protein binding; protein-macromolecule adaptor activity. NCBI's taxonomy places the organism in Eukaryota, Fungi, Ascomycota, Pezizomycetes, Pezizales, Tuberaceae. Gene Ontology annotation, biological process: vacuole organization; vesicle-mediated transport; organelle fusion.